AAAAGAUUUUUAAUAAAGGUGGUGAUGUGAAGCAACGUGCUAUACUGUGAUCCUGUGUUUGAUUUUCCAUGCAGAACUAUGAGAUCCCAUUUUUAGCAACAAAAAAACUAUGAGAUCCCAUUUCUCAUUUGUUCGUAUUUAUUAUAUUGAUAUGUGAAUACGAAUCAUGUAAAAUCUCUUAAUUAAAUACAGUAUAAAAGAAAGGGAAAAAAUACAAAAAAGAACAUCACUACAUGAGAGGAUGUCAUAUUGAUACGAAUUAAAACAGCUGGAAACUCCUGAUCAGUAAUUAGUACGUUGACACAUGAAUGGUUGGUAUUUUCCAUUGUGUGUGCUUCAAAUGCAUUCGCACGGCAAAUGCACAUAAUCACAACAAGUCACAAUCUAGAACAUCAAGAUUAAUUAUUACAUUGAAAGCCUUUUCAAUAAAAAAAAAUAAUUACUACAAACAAAAUGUAAUAUUCGUUGAAUUAGUUUUAUGAUGACAUCGCAUGCAAAUAUGCAUACAAUCGAAAAAAUCACAUAAAACAAAUAUAUGAAGUAUAUAUCUUGUCGCCUCACUGUAAACUCUUAUAUGAAUCCAUGGGAAUAUAUUAAUUAUGUUCAUGGUCUACGAUAAUAAGGCACGAUGAUUUUGUAACCUUUUAAUAUAUUUUUAUUAGUUAAAUAGACAUUUAUAGUUGUCUUUCCAAUCAUGGAAAAUUAACUACUUGACAAACACAUACAGCUUCAAAGUAUAAUUUAAUUAUUGUUAACUACUAAAUAAAAAAAAAUACUAAAAGGUAAGCAACUCUCCGUUACCAAAUUAACAAGAAUCACUUUCAAAUUUUCGCUUUAAAUUUAUUAUUUAUUUUAUUUUUUCCGCGUUACAUAUAAAGUGUUUAAUUAUUAUUCCUUCUUCAACCUCUAAUACUAUCAUCUAGAUAUAUAUGCUAGCUUAUUUUCCGGAGCUAGGGUUUUUAUUUGUAUCUUCUAUAGUUUUUCUUUUUUGAGGUUGUAGUUGUUGAUGGCGAAUCAUUCAUGGUCAAACGGUGAUAUGAAUCACCAAAACGCAUACUUCGGAAACUCCACGACGUCGCCGGAAAGCUCAGGGAUGAAUCACCUCUCAGGUACCGCCACGAAUUGGAGCUCUGAAGAACAGGCCAUUCUCGAAGAUGCUCUUGUUAGGUAUUCGUCAGACCCGAGUCCGAGUAUCUUACGUUACGCAAAAAUAGCGUCGGAGCUUCAGCACAAGACAGUUAGAGACGUUGCUUUGCGUUGCAGAUGGAUAAACAAAAAGAGAAGAAAAUUAGAAGAUCAUAAUGGGUUGGGAGGAGUUGACAACAAGGAGAGUAUAGAUAAGGUGGUGGCUUCAAACUCAGCUCCACAUCUUCUUAGAGAAGAAGAUGGGGUCAUCAUUGAGCUUCUUAAACAAAACGAGCUAUUCCUCAAUCAGAUCCAUACAAAUCUCACAUCCUCCUCAAUGUUAAAAGAGAACUUAAAACUGUUCUGCAAAACGCGCCAAAACAUCAAGAACCUUCUCAAAAACUUGCAGGAGAAUGCGCCAGAGCCGAUGAAGCGUAUGCCAUGGCCUGAGAAGUUGAGUGAUGAUCAUGAUGAGCUACUUGAUUCAAUCCUUGAUCUCUCAGCUUCACCAAGGCAGCAACCAUCGCCAGAGGAAUUUGAUCAUGAUCAGCUACUUGGUUCACUCUUUCGUCCCUCAACUUCACCAAAGCAACCAUGAAUUAACAAGACUCUUUUGUUUUUUUUGUUUCUCUUCAGUUUUUAGGUUUUAUUGUUUUUUUUUUCAGUAGAGACCCUAACGUAGAACACAAGUUUAAUUAGCUGAUGUAAACUUUUGAUUGAAAGAAGCUUUUCUAGUGUUAAAUG
This is a messenger RNA of Brassica napus (rape), 1869 nucleotides long. RefSeq lists its product as uncharacterized. NCBI's taxonomy places the organism in Eukaryota, Viridiplantae, Streptophyta, Magnoliopsida, Brassicales, Brassicaceae. The record is from RefSeq and is a predicted model, not a curated record. The transcript has 7 exons. Bases 1007 to 1723 code for a protein of 238 amino acids.